AUGCUGGAGGGGCCCGGGCACACUCACAUUUCCUCACAGAGCCCUGGGUGUGGUCUCCAGCUCAGGGUGACCCUGUGCAUGCGUGUGAGUGUCUUCUACACGCCUUCCACUCAGGGCUCCAUCCCUGGGACCACGCCCUCCGCAGCCCAAGGCCGCGCCCGUGACAGCCAAAGACCACGCCCAGACCCGUCCCUGACCACGCCCAUCGCAGCCCUGGAACCACGCCCUCCGCAGCCCAAGGCCACGCCCAGACCCGUCCGGGACCACGCCCGCCGCAGCCCGGAACCGCGUCCUCCUAUAGGGUCUGUCACAGCAGCUGCCAGGAACAGCAGCGCCUGCGCCCUUAUGGCCGAUCACGUGGUGGCAGCAGGACAGGAGUUACUCACCGUGGUGCCAGGUCGAGGCUCGGGCAGUCAGAGUCAAUACAGUGUCCCUCAGCAACUGGCCAUGUCACCUGACCUAGCUGCAGGAGCAGAGAACAUCUCCACCCCCGGGCCCUCAUCAUUGCACCUGGGUACAUACAUGUGUAGCAGAGCACCCCGAUGGCCGCGGGCGGUUUCCCGGAGCCCCGCGGUUGGCCACGCGCCGCGCUCUCCGCCCCGUUGGGGACGCCCAGGCCACCGGCCGGAUGAGGGACACGGGGGCAGAGCGCUCAGGCCGGGGCCGGCGGGGACCCUGCGCGCUGACCGCCGCGAUCCUCUGGCCACUCCUCCUGCUGCUGCGCUUCCCGUCCACCUCGUCCCUCUCUGCAGGUCCACUAACCCGUCUGAUUACCGGAUCCUACUUGGGUACAACCAGCUAAGCCAUCCCACAGAGCACAGCCGGCAGAUGACAGUGAACAGGAUCAUGGUACACGCUGACUACAACAAGUGGCACCGCAUGGGGAGUGACAUCACCCUGCUGCAGCUGCACCGUCCUGUGGAAUUCAGCUCCCACAUCCUCCCCGCCUGCCUUCCGGAACCCACCACGUCGUUGGCCCCUGACAGCUCCUGCUGGAUAUCUGGUUGGGGAAUGGUCACCGAGGAUGUCGUCCUGCCUGAGCCCUUCCAGCUUCAGGAGGCAGAGGUCGGUGUCAUGGAAAACAGUGUCUGCGGAUCCUUUUUCCAGCCCCAGUACCCCGGCCAGCCAAGCAGCAGUGACUACACCAUCCACGAGGACAUGCUGUGCGCUGGGGACCUCAUAACAGGAAAGGCCAUCUGCCGGCACUCAGAGGAGCCUCCCCACAACAGGUCCACUAACCCGUCUGAUUACCGGAUCCUACUUGGGUACAACCAGCUAAGCCAUCCCACAGAGCACAGCCGGCAGAUGACAGUGAACAGGAUCAUGGUACACGCUGACUACAACAAGUGGCACCGCAUGGGGAGUGACAUCACCCUGCUGCAGCUGCACCGUCCUGUGGAAUUCAGCUCCCACAUCCUCCCCGCCUGCCUUCCGGAACCCACCACGUCGUUGGCCCCUGACAGCUCCUGCUGGAUAUCUGGUUGGGGAAUGGUCACCGAGGAUGGUGAGCAGUGCAGUCAAGUGGCCUGA
Messenger RNA from Mandrillus leucophaeus (drill), 1530 nucleotides. RefSeq lists its product as uncharacterized. Gene Ontology annotation, biological process: proteolysis. Lineage: Eukaryota; Metazoa; Chordata; Mammalia; Primates; Cercopithecidae. The record is from RefSeq and is a predicted model, not a curated record. The coding region runs from base 1 to 1530 and encodes 509 amino acids. The transcript is spliced from 8 exons. Gene Ontology annotation, molecular function: serine-type endopeptidase activity.